AUGCCGGUCAUGAAGGGGUUGCUGGCCCCUCAAAACACCUUUCUGGACACCAUCGCCACCCGCUUUGACGGCACGCCGCCAAUCACCGAGGCAACGGGCCCUGGGAUGGAAGAAGUAGGCUGUGCCCAGGACCCAGUGCUUCCUAGGCAUCCUAAGUGUCCCGAUCAGCCACCCCACCCUGGGACCAACGUGUUUGAGCCAAAGCCAUCAGUGCCUGAGUACAAGGUGGCCUCCGUGGGGGGCUCCCGCUGCCUCCUCCUCCACUACAGCAUCCCCAAGGCCAUCUGGGAUGGCCUCAUCCUCCUCGCCACGUUCUACGUCGCGGUCACCGUCCCCUACAACGUCUGCUUCUCUGGUGAUGACGACACCCCCAUCACUUCCCGACACACCCUUGUCAGUGACAUCGCUGUGGAGAUGCUCUUCAUCCUGGACAUCAUCCUGAACUUCCGCACCACCUAUGUGUCCCAGUCGGGCCAGGUGAUCUCUGCUCCUCGUUCCAUCGGCCUCCACUACCUGGCCACCUGGUUCUUCGUGGACCUUAUUGCUGCCUUGCCCUUUGACCUGCUGUAUGUCUUCAACAUCACCGUGACCUCGCUGGUACACCUGCUGAAAACAGUGCGGCUCCUGCGGUUGCUGCGGCUGCUGCAGAAGCUGGAGCGAUACUCGCAGUGCAGCGCGGUGGUGCUGACGCUGCUCAUGUCCGUCUUUGCUCUCCUUGCUCAUUGGAUGGCCUGCGUCUGGUAUGUCAUCGGGCGCCGGGAGAUGGAAGCUAAUGACCCGCUGCUCUGGGACAUUGGUUGGUUGCAUGAGCUGGGCAAGCGGCUGGAGGAGCCCUAUGUCAACGGCUCGGCAGGUGGACCGUCUCGGCGCAGUGCCUACAUCGCGGCGCUGUACUUCACGCUGAGCAGCCUCACCAGUGUGGGCUUUGGCAACGUGUGUGCCAACACUGAUGCCGAGAAGAUCUUCUCCAUCUGCACGAUGCUCAUAGGCGCGCUGAUGCACGCAGUAGUGUUUGGGAAUGUCACGGCCAUCAUCCAGCGCAUGUACUCCCGACGCUCGCUCUACCACAGCCGCAUGAAGGACCUCAAAGACUUCAUCAGAGUGCACCGGCUGCCCCGUCCACUCAAGCAGCGCAUGCUGGAGUACUUCCAGACUACGUGGGCUGUCAACAGCGGCAUCGAUGCCAACGAGUUACUGCGUGACUUCCCAGACGAGCUGCGGGCUGACAUUGCUAUGCACCUGAAUCGGGAGAUCCUGCAGCUGCCACUGUUUGGAGCAGCUAGCAGGGGUUGUCUGCGGGCCCUCUCCCUGCACAUCAAGGCCUCGUUUUGUGCUCCCGGGGAGUAUCUGUUACGCCGCGGGGACGCCCUCCAGGCUCACUACUAUGUCUGCUCUGGCUCGCUUGAGGUGCUCCGCGACAACAUGGUGCUGGCCAUCCUUGGGAAGGGGGACUUGAUUGGGGCAGACAUCCCUGAGUUGGGGCAGGAGCCUUGGCCAGGGGCAGGCCCCAGCUGCGUGUUGAAGACCAGCGCCGAUGUGAAAGCAUUGACUUACUGUGGCCUGCAGCAGCUGAGCAGCCGAGGUCUGGCUGAGGUCCUGCGACUGUAUCCGGAAUAUGGGGCUGCCUUCCGGGCUGGCCUACCCCGGGACCUAACCUUCAACCUGCGCCAAGGCUCCGAAAACAAUGGCCUCAGCCGCUUCUCUCGCUCUCCUCGCCUUUCCCAGACACGCUCCGACACUCUUGGUUCCUCCUCAGACAAGACUCUGCCCUCCAUCACAGAAACCGAGGGUGGCAUGGAGCCUGGGGCUGGUCCCAAGCCCCGUCGGCCCCUCCUGCUGCCCAACCUCAGUCCAGCACGACCUCGGGGGUCCCUGGUCAGCCUUUUGGGCGAGGAGCUGCCCCCAUUCUCAGCCCUUGUCUCCUCUCCUUCCCUUUCCCCGUCCCCUUCCCCUGCCCUGGCUGGCCGGGGCCAAAGUCCCUCCCUGCACAGCCCCCCCAGGGGCUCUGCUGCCUGGAAGCCCCCCCAGCUCCUCAUUCCCCCACUGGGAACAUUUGGACCUCCGGACCUCAGUCCCCGGAUCGUGGAUGGCAUUGAGGACUCCAGUAAAACGGCCGAGGCCCCUUCAUUCCGGUUCAGCAAUAGACAGGAACCCACCAGAACUCGCUCACAGGCUCCCUCUUCAGGCCCCAGGCCUAGCCGGGAACUGGCCACAGAGGCAGCAGAGGGGGUGAAGGAGAAGGUCUGCCGGCUGAACCAGGAGAUCUCCCGCCUCAAUCAGGAAGUGUCUCAGCUGAGCAGAGAGCUGCGACAAGUGAUGGGGCUCCUACAGGCCAGGCUGGGUCCCCCAAGUCACCCAUCUGACUCAGCUUGGCCCCCAGACCUUCCUUGCCCCCACCAGAGGCCACCAUGCAUCUCUCCUCACCUGUCUGGACCGCCACCGGGUCUCCAGGAUACUACACUCGCUGUGGUACACUGUCCAGCCAGUGUGGGCACCGUGGAGAUAGGGGCCACCCCCUCAGAGCUGAGACCUUCCACGAUGGCACCCUAUCCCUCAGAACCUGAACUUCUCGGACCCUCUGCAGUGACAGAGGCUUCUCCCCUGACCCCAAGCCUCAUGAGGCACAGCUUUCAGUCUGGGUCAGACACAUUCCACUGA
Molecule: messenger RNA, 2658 nt
Organism: Alexandromys fortis (reed vole)
Lineage: Eukaryota; Metazoa; Chordata; Mammalia; Rodentia; Cricetidae
Gene: Kcnh4
Product: potassium voltage-gated channel subfamily H member 4
Exons: 14
Coding region: 1-2658 (885 amino acids)
Biological process (GO): potassium ion transmembrane transport; regulation of membrane potential
Cellular component (GO): plasma membrane
Molecular function (GO): voltage-gated potassium channel activity
Source: RefSeq, a predicted model, not a curated record